Molecule: messenger RNA, 11815 nt
Organism: Prorocentrum cordatum
Lineage: Eukaryota; Dinophyceae; Prorocentrales; Prorocentraceae
Source: the annotation of a GenBank genome assembly
AUGGGCGGGGCCAGAUGCAUGAGGGACGGGCGGGAGGGCCGAGUGACAGUGGGAAGGAUGAGGGGCGGAGAAAUGCUGGUGGCGGGGGAGCGGGUGAUUGAGAUGAACGGAGUGGACGAGAGUGAGGUCGCAUCAUGCCAGAAGAAGCACGAAGACUACAGCUACGCGUGGAGCGAGAACAUGGGGGCGGCAUACCGCAACUACAAAGGCGGCCCGCCCGAGUACAGCAACCCCAUCAAGAGGCCGCCUGGCACGGACAACGACGACCACAUUGUCGCGCACUUCGACGACGGCGCAGAGUACGUCGUGCCUGGCAUCACGUGGAAGAAGUGGGAGGACAUGGGCCUCGACAAGCGACAGGGCAAGCCCGCCGAGAAGACGUUUUGGAAGGGCGAGACGACCGACGGCAACAAGGUGACUGCGCUGCGGUACCACAGGGGGCACAAGGCCACGGGCGUGCGAACAGAGUUUCUCGCCAUCUUCGAGGCAACCGACUCUGGUAAGCGUCCAGGUAUGAUAUGUAACAUGACUGUGGUUGAUGUGGCGAAUAUGGCUGCAGAUAUACAGUGGAUCAGCACGCUUGCAGAGAAGUACGCAGCAGGGCACAUUGACAAUGACGAACUGACGGCACAGAAAAACAUCUACUUCGGCAAGGCAAAGAGAGCAUAUGCCAAAUCAACGGGGCCCGUUGCAAAACGUCCAGCUGGCAGGCCGCCGUCCAAGAAGGCGGCUGAGGAUGACGAGGACAAGCCCGACGAGCUAGACCUGAUGAGCAAGGAACAUGAAGAGGGCGACGACGACCAAGAAGAUGAGGAGGGCGACGACGAUCCCGAAGAUGAAGACGAUGCUAACGAGGAGAACGAGUACACCGAGGAUGACGAGCAGCCACUGAAGCCGACGCUGAAGCGUGGGAAGCCAGCAGGGAAGGAGGCGGGUGAGCCUGCAACGAAGGCGGCCAAGGUGGUCAAGCCGAAGUUCGCUCUGAGGCCCAAGCCCGCCGCCUUCAAGAGCUCCGAGGCGAUCGCGCCCAAGGCGAAGGCAACGGCCAAGCCGAAGCGCAAGCCCACGCCCGCAACCGCCGAGAGCGAUGAGGACGAGAGCGCGGCCGACAUCGCGAAGGUGAUCGAGAACGUCCCGCCGGGCGACGUUGCAGCUGGCACAGGCCGCGCGUCGGUCGGCGCGGCCUCGUCCGACGUGAUCCCCGACAUGUGCACGGACAUCCGCACUUACAUCCGCAGCAUGCAGUUCAGUCCCCCUCGGCGCAGCCCAGCGCUCGAGAUGUCCGACGGCCCCCCGCCCAUGGCGUGCGCUGCCUGCGGCAGCGAGGAGCACUACACGUUCGACCCCGCGUGCUCCGUCCUUUCGAGACCGUGCGGGAAGAAUGGAGGCAUCCGCCCCGACGGGCGGCCCGUCGACCCCGUGGACCUCGGCGGCUCCACCGAUGAGGAGGACCAGGCCCCCACGAGCCAGAGCGUCGGCAUGUUCGCGGAGACGUUGCCCGGCAUGCCCGCAUUCGCACCCGUCGGAGCCGCGCCGAUCGAGGGGGGGGCGGCAGCGGCUCGCGACUUCAUCCAGCGCCGCUGCGCAGAGGUCGCGGCCGCGCGGGCCGCCGGGAGCGACAGUGCCGCUGAGGAGGUGAAGCCCGCUGAGGAGGUGACGCCCGCUGAAGAGGUGAAGCCGCCCGCCAGGAGCGGCGGUGGCGCCAGCGCCGCUGAGGAGGUGAAGCCCGCUGUGGAGGUGACGCCCGCUGAGGCAGACAUCGAGAACACGUUCGCACAGGCACUGGAUAAUCUCUCGUCGCUUGGUGAUGCCAGCGCCUGGGACCGCGGGAGGGCCGCAGUGUCGGCAUUGGCGAAGAUGCUGUCGCAGGUCAGGGAGGGUGACGACGCGGCUAGGUUGGCCGAGCUCGUGAUGAUCGCGCAGGGCGAGGUGGCCUGCAGGGAUGCCAAGCGCCACGAGGCAGCCGACGCAGCGGCAGGCAUGACAGUCCAGCCGCCCCAGAGGCUGCAGAUCCCUGUGCUGGCCCCAGUGGCGGGCGCGACCGCUCCCGCCAUGUCGGCGGCGCCCGUGGUCGCGCCGACGCCCCCGCAGCCCGCGGCCACCCCGACGCCGAAGCAGCACCUGGCGGCGCACGGCAUCAUCCCAGAGCCCGCGUCCUGGGCCGACGGCAGGAGGAGGCGCUGGAAGUCGGAGCUGCUGCAGUCGCCACCGAGUGAUGAUGAGGAGGAGACGCCGUGCCUGCCCCAGUUUCGAGCUGGAGCCGAGGCGGAGACCUCGUGCAAGCUGGGGCCAUGGCAUUCGACGUCAACGGAGGUCUACCCGCCCGCUCGCGGGCUCAAGGUGCCGCCGCCCGCCGCCCCCGUGUCCAGGGUCGAUCGGCUCCUCCAGCGGAUGUCCCCGAUCGAGGACACCACGGAGACCCCCUUCCCCGCGGUGUACGACGCUGCCAAGGACAACAUUCCCUCGCAGGUGGUGGACGGCAUCACGGCAGAUGACAUCGCCACGGCAUGCCGCUUCAAGGCCAGCCCCGUGGCCACUGCCGUGCCAGCCAGCUCGCUGCUGGGCAAGGUGCCACCCGCAGUCGGCGGUGGCGACGUCGCUGGUGGCAGCGCCCCAGCGGUGCUGGACGUCAAGGUGCCAAGCGGCGUCAUCUACAAGCAGGACGUGCUGGACGAGCUCAGCCGCGCGCAGCGCGCUAUUCAGAUGGGUGCUGACGCGCUGUGCGCGGAUGCGCUCCAGGACAAGCUGAAGAACUUCUACGGCCUCGGUGUGAUGAGCAACCUUCGGGCGCUCCAGCACGGCGACGCAGGUCCCGAUGGCCAUGGCGAUGCGUCUGCCGACGCCGCUGAGAAGCGGGCGAAGAAGAUGGCGGAGGAGGAGGAGAUGUGGGAGGAGCUGAAGCGCGGCAGUUUCAUGUUCCAGACGCGGGGCGAGAAGAUAUCGUCGAUGUGGAACCGCGCGCUGGCGGCCGACAGCAAACUCAAGGAGGACUACAAGAACACGCUCGGCCUCCCGAACAAGGCCAAGUUCAGGGCCGACUGGGGCGAGAAACGCUACAAGCAGUUCUGGGAGAGGCGCUCGAAGACGACGACGAACAGAAAGUCGGAGAAGCUGAGUGGGAAGUACCUGGCGCUGGCCAGGAUCGCCCACAAGGAGGGAGGGGGGAAGGACGGGCUCAAGGCGGCCACCACGUACGCGACGAAUUGUAUCAUCCUGGGCAAGCACUGGGUGAAGUGGGACUCAAUGACGAACACGCUCAAGUUCUACUACGUCGAGCACGAGAUCUCGGACGAGUACGUCACGGCCUGGACGGCGCAUGAGGAGUGGUGCAAUGCGCCGCAGCCUGUCCAGGACGCCCUCUGCCUCGAGGGCGGCGGCGCGGCAGGGCCAUCAGCGAUGACGGCUGACGGCAGCGACGGUGCAUCGACGCGCGGCGGUGCACUCGCCACGGCGAAAGCCAAGGCGAAGGGCAAGGCUGCUGCAGUCAUGAGGAGGCCCGCUGCAGCUCAUCGCGAUGAUGAGGCGGAUGAGGAGGCGGCGCUGGUUGACACGACGGCGCCCGAGGCAGGGGAGCUUGAGGAGGCGGGGGGCGCCUGUGAGGAGGCUGGUGAUGACGACGACGGCGAGCCCCCGCUCAAGCGAGAGAAGACGUCCCUCGACGUCGCGAUGGCCGACUUCAAGAAGGAGAAGUCGUUGUUCCGCGGGCUCAUGCAGCAGACCUCCACGACGUUGGACCUCAUCGAGUCGAACUCGGAGUGGGACUGGGCCAAGAACGAGCAGAACCGCGGGGCGCUGGAGAGUGCCCAGCAGACGGCGCAGACAGCGGUGAACAGCACUGCGGCCUUGAAGGAGCUCUUGGCCGUCAACGACUACGGUGACAUGAAGGCCCGCAUCGGCGCGAGCCAGCUGGAGGUGAACUUUCAGAAAGGGGCCACGGCGCUGAAGGAGCCGCUCAAGAACCUGCAGACGGCGGCGUCGAGGAUCCUGCGCAUGCACAAGCAGACGCUCGAGCAGAUCAAGAAGCAGACGAGCAAGGCGGGCAAGCGGCAGCGCCAGUCAGGCCCAGUGGACUCCUUGAUGCUGAACGCCUCGAACUCCGCCUGGCUCGUGGACCAGUGCAGGCAGCAGUUCAGGAUGGGCCAGUCGGUGACGGCCCAUCUUAGCGAGCCCGCGUCUCCCCCUGGCUCUGGGGAGCCGCCCAUGCAGUGCGACGCCGAGCUGGAGGCGGUGGUCAUCAAUGUCUGCAUCCCGCGCCUGCCCCGCGCCUUCGAGACACGGAUCAAGUUCACGGUGCCAGUCUGCAUCGAGUUCCGUCGCGACCCGACCAGCGACGGCGACGCCGACAUGGAGGACGCGGAGGCUGCCCAGCAAUGCUUCGACGCUGCCAGGGAGUGCGUGACCAGGCUGUCCGUCGGGGGCGCCACCAGGGAGCCAAUGGGGGAUCAGGGGGCGCCUGCGCCGCCGAAGCGCCCAGCAGACUCGGACGCUCCGCAGCCGCAGGUCGUCCGCCCGCCGAAGCACGCGAAGUUGCAGGCAGCCCUCGCCGAAGGUUGGCCACAAGUGAUCACCGCCCCAGCAGCAGCAGCCAACGAGGAUACCAUGCACAUCCGCCUGAAGGGUCAUGUUCCGAGUGGUGGCGCAUCGUCAUCAUCAUCGGGGGCGCGCGUGCCGCAGCCGCCCUCGCAUCCCCCGCCGUUCGUCGCGCCGCCCGAACCGCAGCUCGUGCCGCAGCGGCCCUCACAUCCUCAGCCGGGCGCUUCAUCGCACCCGUCGCCGCUCGUGCCGAAGCGCGUGGGGGUGCAGCCCGAGUCCGAGCCGCAGAUCGUGCAGAUGCAGCCUCAGCAGCCCGACCAUCCCCCGCCACGUGACACUGCGCCCGCGGCCGUGGAGACGCAGCAUCAGCAGCCCGACCAUCCCCUGCCAAGUGGUCAAGUGCCCGUGCCUGCGCCCAAGAAGAGCCCAACGGGCCGCGUCGGGGCGACGGCGAGGCGGUUGAUGCGCCCGCGUCGGAGCGACGGCGGCACCGCCGUCGCCCCUGAUGCGCCGAUCGCGCCAGCUUCGGGCGACGGCGCCGUCCCUCCUGAGGCUCCGAGCACGCUCACCUCGGCCAAGAAAGACGGGCCGCGGGCGAAGCGUUGGUACGCCGACCCGAAUUUCACCCGCGACUUGGACGCCUUCGAGCUCUGCUGCGGCCACGGCGGCAUCACCAAUAAGAUCAACGAGCUGGGGGGGCGAGCCCUCGGCAUGGACAGGAAGACGAGCCACGGGAGCGAGGACAUGUGCACGCUGCCUGGCAUGCUGAUGGCCACGCACGCCGUCUUGCGCAUCAAAGACGGCGGCGCCUUCUGGAACUCACCCGAGUGCAAGACUUGGCUGAACAUGUGCAUUGGACAUACCAGGAUGUGGGGAGCGGUGUUCGCCGAGAUGUCGUCGAAUUGGGGGCGCAGCAAGGCGAACCUCGAGGGCAACGAUUGCAGGAUCGACGUCGCGGAAGCCAACCACAUCGCGUACUUCCUGUCGGGCGCUCGGUCAUUCCUCUUGACGGUGGCGUGGGGCAGGGGGGUCUUCACUUGCACGGAGCAGCCGCAGGGGAGCAUGCUUAUAGAUUUCCUGAAGAGUCUGGCCCAGCACCCCGACCUCAAAAACUUCACGACCUACUUGGGGUGGUUCGGGGCCCCCUCCGUCAAGCCGCUCACCGCCAUGACGACCAUUCCGCGCUCGCAGGUGGGAUUCUACAUCGGCACGCCGGGCAGGAAGGCUAGCACCGCGAAGGUGAACGACGCUGCCGAUACGCGGCCGACUCCGCUGUACAAGGUGGAGAGGCGGGUUUCCACGAGGCCGCGGGCCAAAGGCUGGCGCUCUGAGUGGGUGACUGGCAACAAGAAGGAGCAGAAGGAAAGGAUGCUCGCGCAGGCUUUCGGGAGCGCGAGGCUGCAGCCCACGCAGGUGACAACCCUCUCGUCUCUCGUCGCAGCGCAACCCUGGUCCGAGGUUUCCAAGGGGAGGCUGUUGGAGAAGCUCGGCAGCAUCGUGGCUUCUGGCAGCGCCGUGGGUUUGCGAAUGGCUCAGCAGGAUUAUGAGUGCAUCUUCGGGUACCUGACAGCGGGCUCGUGGCACCAGUUGGCGCGGACCGACGUGCCCGAGGAAGCGAAGCUCAACGUGCUGGUUGAUGUUGCGAUUAGCUUAGGUCUUCGCAACCCGACCGAAGGCACGUAUCAGAUGUUGACGGCGAUGUGGCGCACGGCCGUGGGCGGAGCCGAGGCCGCGAAGAAUUUGGCGCGGGCUGCAAAGUACUCGUACCUCCAGCAGACCAAGCGCGUGUUCAAGCGCCAGGUUUCGAGGCUUCCUGCGCCCCCCGUUCGGCUGACCGAGCUGCCUACGUCCCCCUCGACGUUCUGCGAGAACCACCCUGACUUCUUCAAGCAAGUGUAUGGCGACGAGUUGCCAGCUGCAUGCCCCGCGCCAGAAGCCGCGAUUCGCUCCGUCCAGGCUACGCACCCAUGCCGCAACACAAAGCAGCAGGCCACGGGGGCGCAGGUGAUGAGCGCCUCGGCGUCGCAGCCCGACGUUUUGCAGAUGAUGCAGCUCAUGUUCGAUAACUUGCGGCGGGCGGACGUCGGCGCUCAGACGGGCCCUUUGAACCUCAAGAUCCUGGGAGGCGGCGCGAAACGUGCCGCAGCCUCGGCGUUCGCAGCCGUGGAGGAGGAUGUCGCCUCGGUCACCGAGGACAUCCUGCACGGACUCGUGGCCAAGGCCUCGGCGGCCGCGCCAGCGACAAUGGCCGACGACGCGGAGAGGUCACUGCAAUCGUUGCUGUCUUUGGGCGACCCCUUUGCGCAGUUCCAGGAUGGGGCCCAGGAGAGCGGGGGCGCUGGCGACGAAUCGCGCGUGAAUCCAAUCUCAAACUCAGAGCCCCGCAUGAGUCCCAUCUCAGACUCAGAGUCCGAGGGGCGGAGCGCCGCCGACAAAGGCAAAGGCUGCAAGGGCGGGUGGCGCGCCAGCGGCAAGGGCGAGCCCGACAGCGGCGGCGAAGCGGAGAACCCGAGGCGCAAGCAAGCGAGGAUGACCUUCUUGUGGAACACCCCGCAGGCUCUCAAGGACGAGGAGCGGCGUUGGAAGAAACGCGGUGGCACGUCCAGGGAGUUCUUCGAGGAGAAGUACGGCUACGGCGGCUGGGGCUGGCAAGCAGGCCACGUGCCGAAGCGGCCUUCGGACUGCAAGGGCAUGGGCGGCGGCAAGGGCGCCUCUUCCAGGAGCGGCAAAGGCCAGGGGCAGAGCAAGGGCGGCGCCUUCUCCGAGCGCAGCAAGGGCGGCAAGGACGGCAAGGGCAGCAAGGGCAGCGCCCCCGAAGGCACGCGGGCGCCGCGGGCGCAGGCCGCCUGGGACCCUCAUGACCUCGAGGCCGCGAGUUCCAGCGGGAGUGAAUGGCUGUGGCGCGGCUUUUGCCCUCGCGGCGAUUGCAAGAAAGCUGGUUCUUGCAUCUUCUCGGACCCUGACAGGGACAUCGUGAGGGAAAAGGUGGCGAACCACUUGUGGUGUUCUACCUACCACAACGAGGACAACGCCCUCGAGUGGGAGGCGGCGUUGCAGGAGGCAGACAAUGACGCGUUCAUUGUCUACGAGCUGGGCACGCAGAAGAGCAAGGAGCGCCCCGCGCCACCCGUGGAACCGCAGCCAGGGCGGGCCGUUCAACAGCGGUCUUCAGGACCAGUCGGCCAGUACAAGUCGAAGACAGUGGUGGCGCGAGACGUCACGGUGCGCAAGGGCGAGCUGCAGCAGGUCAUGGAUUGCCUUGACAGGUCUCUGACUGCGACGGAACACGCCGCGACCAUCGCACGCAGCGCAGCGAAGGCGUUCGAGGACAGCGCUGCUGCGAUCUCGGGCGCCAAGAAGACGCUCGAGAGCAUCUGCAUGCGCCACGUGGGUAUGGACGAGCCUGCGGCGCGCCUGCUGCAGCAGAUGUCGGCUGCCGCCCCGCCGCGCGUCUCCGCCCCGCCCAAGCACGUGGAGGUCAAGAAGCAGUGCUCGCUGUUCGAGUUCUCCGUCGUGGCUUCGGCGGCCCGCGCGGGGCAGCUAGACGACGUCAAACAGGAACCCCCCGAGGGGCCAGAGGAAACCCCCGAGGGAGAGCCAGUGACACUUGCCGAAGAGCUAGGGAUGGCCCCAGAGGGCGCCGCCGAAGUGGCCGCUCACGGCGCCAGCCGCGCAGGCAAGGCCAAGCGCCCUCCCAAGAAGGCCAGGGCAGCCAAGGCAGUGGCAGGCUGGCCAGCCGGCGCCGACGGCGACGGCGCCGACGCAGACGAGGCCGGGACUGGCGGAGACGACGGCGCCGAGGGCGCCGACUACGGCGUCAGCGGCGAGGACGGCGAGAAGGCCAAGAAAAAGAAGAAGGGGAAGAACAAGGGGAAGCGCUCCAAGACCGCCAAAAAGAAACGCAAGAAAUCGGCCGCGCCGAGGAGCUCGGAGGUCCCGACAGAACCCGCCGAGGUCCAGCCACCGUGCGCCGCUGCCCCUGAUCAGACGGCUAUCGACGCGGUGCCGCGCUUCGAUCGCAACCCCGUUUGCACCAAGUGCAAGAAGCCCGUGGAGCCGCUCGCAGCAAGGAUUGCAGGCAAGAAAAGGAAUGUUUGGCAGUGCUCAACGUGCAGUUCGCGGUACACUCAGCUCCACAGGAUUUUCGGAGGAUGGCCGCCGCAAUCCUUCAAGUCGCUUUCACAGGAAGAGAAAUAUACUUUUUGGAACGACGUCAAGGAGGCGAACGGGAAGGCAGAGGUCGAGAAGAUUGCGGUGGAAACGUUCACGAGGGUAUACCGCGAGAGCCGCGCCUCAGGCAGGCAGGGGAAAUACCUCCCACUCAGCGUCUACAAGAAGAAGGGCUACUCCGCAAAGAGGAUUAAGAGGCUGUGCAAAGACAAGAAAAAAGACGAUGUUCUCGGCGCGCUCUACUGCGUGAACAUUGAUUACAAGGACGACAAAAGCGUCGAGGAAGAGGUCCGCCAGUCCCUUACCGCCGCAAAGGAGCGCACCGCCAGCCCGCAGCAGCACCAAGGCAAGAACAAAGGCAAAGGCAAGGGAAAGGAGCAACUCGCGCCAACCUCAGCCACCAAGAAGAUGAUGAGCGACGCCGUCAAGAUCUUGGCCAAGGUGAGCCCGCUCGCUUUUAAGGCAAAAGGGUUGUUGAACAACCCCAAAGCAAGCAAGCUGCACAAGGACCACAGCAAGGCCCUGGCGUGGCACAUCAAGGACCUCGACGCUCUCGCGGCCGCGGCCCAGGAUACCCUGUCCAAGAACGCCGUGCUGUCCAUUCAGCUUGCGACGGUGAAGGAGAAGGCAGACGCGGCUGAGAAGAAGUGCGCGCAGGCGGAGACAGCGCUCAGCACUUUCGACGACUGGCGGGAGGGGGUGGUGCAGGGGGUUCACGGCGCGCCUGCUUGGCGCAUCCCGCUGAGGCCUGCCCGCUUGGUUCAACGGUUAGUCGAGGUGUCCCCAGCGCUGAAGCGCAUGUUCGCGGCCGCGCCUAUCACCCCAGCAAGGCCGUGGAACGUGAUCCUUGCGCACGACGAGGUCACGCCUGGAGCUGUGCUGCGACCGCAUAACCGCAGGAAGUUCGUUGCAUUUUACAUUUCGUUUCUAGAAUUCAAGCAUGCCCUUCGGCACGAUUGCUGUUGGUUCCCCCUGGGCGUGAUCAGGUCGGCACAAGUGGAGAAAAUUCGCGGUGGCCUCUCGGGCACGAUCAAGUCGUUGCUGCGUCGCUUGCUUCUUGAGGACGGCAAUCUCGUGGAUGGCGUGGCCUUGCCGCUACAGGGCGGGCCGACAAUGUUCUUCGCGAAAUUUGCCGUACACUUGGGAGACGAGGUCGCUUUGUCCAGGGGCCUCGGCGUGAAAGGAUCUGCAGGGAUCCGACCGUGUCUGAAGUGCGCCAACGUGCUCAAGAAAGGCUCAGGCAUUGCUGGCGUUGGCGCCGCGCCCAAUCGGUUGGUGGAAAUCACAUGCAGGGACCGCAGCGCAUUCAUUUGUAAUUCUGACGAGGCCAGGGAGAACGCAUCCAAGGAGCAUCGGCGAAGCAGCGCCUCAGAGUUGUUGUGCAUUUACCCGCUGGUGCGGCAUUUUGCUUGCAUUGUUAUCUUGCCGAAUUUCGAUGAGCUGCGCGACGAAGUUGCGUCCCUCUGCCAUUGUUUCGCUGUAAUUGACAAAAUUCAACGGGCGAAGGCGGGCGACAUCGAUGCCUCGGCCCUCGGAGCUGCAGUUGAUCGCCAUGCGGACGCACAUGAAAAAGCAUACGGGGCCGACAAUUGGAAACCCAAGUUUCAUUUGACGACGCACAUUCCCGAGCAAGUGGAGAAAUUCGACGUUGUGUUGGAUUGCUUCGCUGUUGAGAGGUCGCACCUUCUGCCGAAAAUGAUUCUGGACAACCAAGGUAUACUGAAAGGCUUCGAGAAAGCUGCAAUUUCUCGCGUGCUGUUGGCGCGCCUGCAGGAGCUCGAAAGUUUCGACGAGCGCCCAGGGCUCAGGGGGGGCGAUGCGGAGUUGUCGCCCCUGCUUGCUGAAGCAGUCGGCGGCGACGUCGUCCUUUCAUCCAGCGCUGCUUUCAAAGGCUUGCUUGUUUGGGCAGGCGACGUGGUGCGCAUGCAGAACAAUUUUCUGUGCGUCGCAGCACUGGGCCAACGGGGGGGCGAUCUAUUCAUUCUUGGGCACGAGUGCGUCGUGAUCGAGAAGCGGGCGCCGAACGCGUCAGUCUUGCGGAAGGACGGCGAAUUGCUUCUUGCGUGGUGGAGCGGCGAAUCGGUUGAGAUGUGCCACGCUUGGUCGGAGCUCGCCUCUGGCGCGGCUGUGCGCGCGGCAGGGCACGGGUGCCCAGACUGCGCUUGCCAGUGCCCGGCCUGCAACUGCGCUGUCACCUGCCCUGCGUGCCCCACCGUGCACUGCGGGCCGCACUAUUCGUACUGGUGGAUCGUGCUGCUCCUGUGCGCGGCCGCGGGCUUCGCGCUCGCCCAGCUGCCCGGCGCCUGGCGCUUAGGCCGCUCGAAGAGCACGCCGAGUGGCCGCGCUGGUGCCGCAUCGAGCGCGUGGGCGGCGAUCAGGGCGCCCGAGGACGCUGCCCAGGGACUGGAUCUGCAGCGAGAGGCUCAGGAGCAGUUGCGGCAGGGGGACUUCUACCUGGUGCGCUUUCAGGUGCCGGGGCCGCCUCUCUGGCAUGAACGGCUGCGCGUAUACCUGCCUCAGCGGGCCGGUGCGGUCUGCGCUUGCUAUACGCCAGACGGGGACAGCUACGAAGAGGACCUCGGGGCUGGUCGCGACGCCGCAGAGUGGUGCUUCCUGCCAGGCGCUGGUGCUCGCCUUUACCGCUUCCGCGCCAUCCCGCUGGCCGCGGAGUUGGGCCAGGCGCGUGACCGAGCUGCUCAGCGAGCUGGCGCCGUUGCGCCGGGGAUGCCGCUGGCGCCGAACAUGGUCGGUCGUGCUGGCGCGCCGCCUGCUGGGGUCGGCAUGCCAGGCGCGGCGCCCGCUGCCGCGGGUGCGGCCGCUGUGGCCGGGGGCGCCGCCGCUGCUGGGGCUCCUGGGGCCCUCGCGCCUGUGCCCGCGGGAGCUGGCGUCGGAGGCGGGCUUGGGGCACUCGCCGCGGUGCUGGGACCUGCUGGUGGCGUCGUGGCGCCCGGUGCUGGCCCUGGUGGCGCCCUGGCGGGGGCCGCCCCUGCGGCGCCGCUCGCUCCGGUCGCCCCCGUGGCGGGCGCCCUGGUGGCCGGCCUGGCGCCUGGUGGAGCUGGCGUGGUCUCCGACUUGAGGGUGCACCCCAUGGUGGGCACCAUGGCGAAGCGAC